Molecule: messenger RNA, 4187 nt
Organism: Acanthaster planci (crown-of-thorns starfish)
Lineage: Eukaryota; Metazoa; Echinodermata; Asteroidea; Valvatida; Acanthasteridae
Product: glutaminyl-peptide cyclotransferase-like
Molecular function (GO): zinc ion binding; glutaminyl-peptide cyclotransferase activity
Source: RefSeq, a predicted model, not a curated record
GUUAUUGGUUGUCCUACAAUGUAACUCAUUACAUGCAGUUACCAUUAAAAAGCUUGACUGUUUAAGUAUGGUUAGGGUUUUAAUGGCAAAUAAUACAUUUUUAAUAAUGUGAUUGGAGUGAAGCUUUAUUCCUAAGUAUUGAUUAUUACAUCAAGCACACCAAGUUCCGACGUACAUGUAUACCAGCCUCUCAAGGCUAUAAUGAGGUAAUGAAUAAACGUACACUUUACAUGUAGGAUUUAAAGCCAAUUUCAUUCCAAACCCUCUUAGAUAUGCUUUCACCUGUAAUGCUAUUAUACCGACAGGUGUUAGUAGAGUGAUACCCAUAGGCCUCAAAUCAGUAUGGGAUCAUGCAGUGAUUCCUUGAGAUGCUAACAGAAUCAGCAGUGGGAAUAUUGAACAAACUCACUGGAUUGGCAGUGACAUGAUUGAGUGAGGAUCCUGUUGUGUUUAUUGAUACAUACAUAUACAUGUAGAUGCACAAUGUACCAGUAGCCAAGAUUGUGGUGACAUGAUGUACAACAUGUCUUCAGGCCUCUAAUUACUACUAUGCUGUAAUUACUACUAUGCUGUAACAGAAUCAAACCCCUUUGUCAGCGCAGCUAGGGGUACUGUCAUUAUCAUUCUGCAUAUUACUACCGGGUACUGGGUAUCUGUUCUUGUGUUACAGUUGGAGAGCCAUGCACUGCAGCAAUAAAUCAGGUGUUCCCCUUUAAAGGAGAAAUACGCUGAGCCGUUGAGAUUCCCCUUUAAUACCCUUCAUACACCAGUGCCCUUGCAACAAUAGAUCAAGAUGAAUGAAUAGAGUAUGCAACCAGUUCUGUGUGAGCAAGAGCACGCUGGGUGGUUUCGGUAUCCAAUGAGAGUUGGUUGUGAACAAUCGGGUACCCAUGUAGUAUGUGUGGGCGAGUGAACAUGUACGUGUACAUGUUUGUAACAGGUACUGGUAUACCUGAACAUUGUUUACUAGAUAAACACAUAAGGCAAGGAUUUCAUACAAGUGUGCAUGUGGGAUUAUCAGGAAGUGUCUGGCCUCCUGUGGUGAGCUGUAACAGAGACUAGUCUACAUGGACAUGCCAAACUACAUGUGCUUUUUGUCUUUUGUGGGCUACACUGUAUUCAGGUAGUGACGUAGGGGUACCUUCUGACAGGGCUAGUGAUUUUCUUGUAUCCCACAGUGAGUUCAAAGUGCUGCUCCCAAAUUCUGAACUCUGGCAGAGCAGAGUUACAUGAUGGUUCUCUAGCCUAGUAGUAGGAUAUUGGUUGGUGCAUAUCGGAUGUACCAGUAGUUCACAACCUCAGAGUGGUUCCAUUUACAGGUUGUGAUUUGCCCAUUAAAGCAGGCUGGGGAUGCAUGAUAAUUUAUGCACAGACAGUGUAGUCCAAGUUCACAGGGAAACACUAUUUCUCCACCCAGAUGGUCUACAGAUGAAGUAUGGAGCCAUAUAGAUGAAGUCUGUCGCAAAAGUUCACCUAUGGAUUGCCCAACGGGAUUUCCUGUCACUUGCGCAGAUUGAUGUUCCCUGCAUGGUGUAACUGUGGAGAAAGUGCAACUUGCUGUUGCUAAACACCAAGAAAGUUAGCCAGUGUUGUUGGCACAUGCACACAACAGGCAUGAAAGGUACUGUUCAUGCGUGUACUGUACCAUACUGUACAUGUAUACAUUUUCUGUUACAUGUACAUGUAUGCAUUGUAAUCAUGGCUAAAACUACAGUAUCAGUAUAAAGUUAAGUCUGUGUAUACGGUGCAGGCUAUUUUGGUUUUCCUUCAAAUGGCAAUUUGGUCCGCACGUAGGUACUUUGAGAAUGUACUUUAUUAUUCAGUUCCGGUGGAUCAUACUGGUAGUUUAAAUAACGAACAAACAAGAAAGGAUCAACACUUGGCUAUGGGAAUGCAUGUGAGUGAAGGAACUGCUCUGAGCUGCAGGAAGAGACGUUUGAUAAACUGCUUCUUUGGUCUGAUCGUAGUCUUCACCAUGUUGUCCAUGGUUGUGCUGACGCUGUUCCUGUUUGGGGUGAUACCCGGGGAUGGAUGUGGUAUGGAGGACGGGUGCAGUAGGGAUGUUGCCGAGGAGGUUGAUGCCAUUGAUGACAUUCUUCAGGUUUCCACAGCUGCUCCUGUGCUAAGUUUAAAUGAUCAAAAGAUGGAGCAUCGGCCCAAAAAGCUGACCCAGUCAAAGCUACGUGAGUUUGCAGCUCUGACGGAUAUCGAUCGUUUCAUGGGCCCAGAAAUCCUGGAUCCAUUACUAAGGGUCAGAGUGCCAGGAACACCUGGAAAUGCAGAAGUUAGACAGUUCAUCGUUUCCAGCCUCCAGAGCCUGCAGAGUUGGGACAUUGAAGAGGACCAAUCUACCCACUGGACACCCCACAACCGGGCCAACACCGACUUUGUGAAUGUCAUUGCCACACUGCGCAACCCCAAUGCCCAGCCAGAAUCAGACCUGAAGCUUGUCCUCGCCUGCCAUUACGACAGCAAGCACUUCCCAAAUGAUGAAUUCAUCGGGGCCACUGACUCAGCUGUGCCAUGUGCUAUGCUCUUAGACUUGGCCCACAACUUGAAGGCAUCGCUGGAUGCUAAGACAUACAUGCCCUACACCCUGCAGCUGAUCUUUUUUGACGGGGAAGAGGCCUUUGUCCAAUGGACCAGCACUGACUCUCUUUAUGGUUCUCGGCACCUGGCCCAGAAGUGGGCAAACAUGCCCCAUCACUCCGUCAGCAAGCAAAAAGUCCUGGAUGGAAUUGGCCUUUUUGUCCUUUUGGAUCUUCUUGGAACAUCCUCUCCAAACUUCAAGAAUUUUUUCUCCACAAAUACUCAGAGUAAUAGAAUGUACAAACACCUCCAGAAUAUAGAGAAUCGUUUAGCCCAGAACAACGAGCUGAUUUCAUACUCAGAGGAUGGACCUUAUUUCUCUGGGUCUACAUCAAGAGGGAUGAUAGAGGAUGACCACAAGCCAUUCCUUGAGCGGGGUGUGGACGUUGUGCACGUAAUUGCCACACCCUUCCCAUCUGUCUGGCACCGGCCGACUGACAACAAGUCAGCCCUGAACAGGAACACCAUCGCCAACCUCAACAAGAUUUUCCAUGUCUUUGUGGCUGAGUUCCUUCACCUCAAGCCCCCCCAAUGACAUACGGCGCCGGUCAACCCUAGGCCUCGUCCCCUGCAUUCUGGCAUGCCGCUACUGAAACCUACGCACAGUGCAUUUGUGUUGUGUUCGUUGUCGCUUGUCCGCUUUUGUGCCUAGAAUGCUGUCGCUAGGGUUACCGGCCCAAACUGAGUAAGAACAAAAACCAUUAAGUGAGGACAGUUGCUGUGCUGAAAUGAAAACAAUCACUGAAACGAAACAUUGUGAUAAUUCGUCACAUCAGUACAAUUUUCCCAACUAUCAAACAUUCACGUAACAAAGAAGUUUUAAAUAUUUCUUUUCAGUAACUUUCCAUUCAUGAUGUACUUUUGAGGAUAUUACGGUUUGCCAGAUUUUAAUUAAUGCUCACUGAGGGUUGUCUGAGAGCUUGCAUCUGUGAUGUCUAACCUUUCGAAUGUUGAUUGGCUAGAGUCAAUGAUCUCCAAAGUUAGCCUACAUGUAUGUAGUUGAGAACAGAUAAUUUCAGCGAUUGUUUUUUUUGGGGGGCGGUGGGUUGAAAAACUGUAACAAAUCAUCUCAGCAACUGCCCGUGAGAUGAAGUCUCACUAUUUACUCGGAUUGCGUGUUAGGAUUGCAUGUUAACUGAUCCAGAUUAAGCUCAAUAGGCUUACGGUAAGAAUGUGAUUCUAAUUGCAAUGCAAAUUUUUGGGUGGGUAACCAUUAUGUCUUGUAGAAAAUGUGUGAUUUUUUUUUUUAAUAGUAAUGGACAAAAGGGUAAAGCUAUACUGUGGGAAUCUGUUUAGGUGCCAUGCUGGUAUUGAGACCCAGCUAGACCGCACAACCCCAACCUUACUAAGACCAAUAUUACACUUCCAGGCUGAAUUCAAAUUCUUGAGCUAUUCAAAAUCAACUACAAUAGCAAUCUCAUUGUUCACACUGAUAGUUGUGUAUUGGUGAGAUUGGUCCUGUGAUGGUCAUAAUGAUAACACUGCUUUGUGGGCCGAUUUCAUGGGACUGCUGCCAAGCUAAAAUGUCAUUCAGUGCGUAUUGGUGUGACUGGUCCUGUGAUGGUCAUAAUGAUAACACUGCUUUGUGGGCCGAUUUC